This is a messenger RNA of Sphaerodactylus townsendi, 1993 nucleotides long. RefSeq names its product retinol dehydrogenase 8 (gene RDH8). The transcript has 7 exons. Lineage: Eukaryota; Metazoa; Chordata; Lepidosauria; Squamata; Sphaerodactylidae. Gene Ontology annotation, biological process: estrogen biosynthetic process. Gene Ontology annotation, cellular component: cytoplasm. Bases 47 to 997 code for a protein of 316 amino acids. Gene Ontology annotation, molecular function: estradiol 17-beta-dehydrogenase [NAD(P)+] activity. The record is from RefSeq and is a predicted model, not a curated record.
GAGGAUCUCCUGGAAUUACAGUUCCUCUCAAGAUUACAGCUCAGCCAUGGCCUCUGCAUCUCCACGCACGGUCCUGAUCACCGGCUGCUCCUCAGGCAUUGGCCUGCGCAUAGCUGUGCAACUGGCGCAGGAUCCAGGCAGGCGUUACCACGUCAUCGCCACCAUGCGUGACCUGCGCAAGAAGGACAAGUUGGAGGAAGCCGCAGGGGAUGCGCUCAAUAAGACCCUGACCAUCCAGCGCCUUGAUGUCUGCAGUGAUGAUUCUGUGGCUGAAUGCAUGAGCAAUCUUCCUGAGAAACGGCUGGAUGUUCUGGUGAAUAAUGCUGGUGUGGGCCUUGUCGGCCCCGUGGAGUCCACCUCUAUCGACGACAUGAAGCGCGUAUUCGAGGCCAACUUCUUUGGUGCCGUUCGCAUGAUCAAAGCUGUUCUCCCUGAAAUGAAGCAGCGUCAGAGUGGGCACAUCGUAGUGAUCAGCAGCGUCAUGGGUCUGCAAGGUAUUCCAUUCAACGAUGUCUACGCAGCCUCCAAGUUUGCCGUCGAAGGAUUCUGUGAGAGUCUAGCAGUACAGCUCCUCAAAUUCAAUAUCUUUAUCUCUCUGGUAGAGCCAGGGCCAGCGAACACAGAAUUUGAGAUGAAGCUGAUGGAGGAGGUGGCGCGCUCGGAAUACCCAGGAGUUGACCCUGCCACAGUGAAAUACUUCAAGGAGAUCUAUCUGCCUGCCUCACAUGAGAUAUUCACCACCCUGGGCCAAACUCCUGAAUCUGUGGCCAAGGCUGUCGUGAGGGUGAUUGGCAAGACACGCCCACCGUUCCGGAAGCAGACCAACACCCUGUACAAGCCCCUGGUGGCCCUGAAGUAUGCUGACUCCUCAGGGCAUCUAUCUGUGGGCACCUUUUACACCCUGCUCUUCCGUUUCCCUGGCCUUUUCCACUUCAGCAUGAAGAUGCUCAGAUGCCUCACGUGCAACUGCUUCCGGAGCCGGGUCGCACCUUCGUGAGAUACGGGAACUGAGGGGAGGUCCUAAAGUUAAGCCUUGCUCCUCCACGCCACCCUUGCUGUGCUGACUUUUGCGGAGAAGGCAAAGCAUUUGCUGCAGAUCCGGCUACCCCUGCUUGGGAGCAACAUGGCUCUGGUGACCAUCUUAGAUGAGAUAUGUGGGGCCCCAAAGACAAUGAGCCUUUUUAGUGAUGCAGACAGGGGGGUCCAAUUCUAUCCUGGGAUGACCAAACGGCAGCCCGUGAGCCACGUGGUUUGCAGCCGAGGAGGCUGGGGGUGGUGUGGAUUUUCCUGUCCCCAGCUCUGCAUGUCCUUGCCCCUGGCCACAAUGCCGUAUUUUGCUCCAGAGGCAGAGAAGCCAGAAGGGACGGCAAGAGCCUGAGCACAGGAAUAGGAGGCAGAAGUGCUCAAGGCUCCCUAGCAAAGCAUGGCAGCAUGGCCAGAAACAAGCGGGUGCACAGGGAGACACUCAGGUAGGUCAUUUUUAGCCGGUUUUCUGUGAUUAGGGUGGCAGGAGGGGAGAACUGAGUGCAGGCACCGGCUGAGCCAAUGUCUACCCGCAGCUGUCCGGGCUGUCCCGCCACCUCCUAAGUCCACUCAACAUUCCCAUCUGCCCACAAAAACUAAUAGGUGAGAGCGGAAAGUUCUUGUUACUUACUGAAUUCCAUUCAUAGGAAAGUAGAAAACCCUCUUACUUGUUCUUUACUCUUUACACAAUGCAGAAAUAUCUGCCAAAGUUUUGGUGAGUGAGGUAAACAGCUGAAAAAUAGAACUUUGGGAGAUAUGAUUCUGGGAAUGUGUGUUAAUCUCCCUCACUCCUCCAUGUUUUAUUGGUGGCACAUAAGUUUACAUGGAACAUCAAUACAGUUGUCUAGAUGUGGGUUGGGAUGUUGAUUUCCUUCCUUGCUAUUAUCUAACCUGAAUAGUGAGGAAGUGGGGUAGGGGAAAUUAAAUUUAAAAUCCAUUUGUUAAGAUCAAUCAUGUUAAUAAAAUUACA